CAUGAAUUAAAGAGCUGCAAAAAAGUAUAGGAAAAUAUGUUAAAUUAUGUGGAACUCCCUGAUUGUAUCUAUCCUUGCCAAGCUGUGACCGUUAUUCAACCAAGUGCUCCAACGCCAAAGCAUUCUCUCUAUCUCUCUAAUCUCGAUGACCAAAAGUUCCUUAGGUUCUCCAUUAAGUAUUUGUACCUCUUCAAGAAAUCCGUGAGCUUAGAUAUCUUCAAGUCUUCUCUGUCCAGAGUUCUAGUGGAUUACUACCCCUUAGCGGGGAGGUUGAGGACCGCUUCCAUGGAUGAUCACAAGCUUGAGGUUGAUUGCAAUGGAGAAGGAGCUGUGUUUGUUGAAGCUUUCAUGGCCAUCACUUCUGACGAAUUACUUGAAUCUUCUAAGAUUCCAAACAAGUCCUGGAGGAAGUUCUUGUAUAAGGUGGAAGCUCAGAGUUUCUUAGAUGUUCCUCCUCUCAUAGUCCAGAUAACGAGUCUCCGUUGCGGGGGAAUGAUCCUGUGCACCGCGAUUAACCACUGCCUAUGCGAUGGCAUCGGCACGUCUCAGUUUUUACACGCUUGGGCACAACUGACCACCGCACCGAAAGCGGAUUUGACCAUCUUACCCUUCCAUUGUCGACACGUGCUGAAGCCAAGAGACCCACCGCAGGUAAAGUUUCGUCAUCCGGGAUACACCGGAACAGACCCAACCCCUCAAGUUGACCUCCUCAAGUUGGUACAGUCACAGCCGUUGGUGCCAACAUCGUUCACCUUCGGACCCUCCCAUGUCCUCAACUUGAAGAAGCAGUGCGUGCCGUCACUGAAGUGCACCACCUUCGAAGCGGUGGCGGUGCACACGUGGCGCUCCUGGAUUCGUUCACUGAACAUAUCGUUAUCCCCCACACUAGUUUUGAAGCUCCUUUUCUCAGUCAACGUUCGAACAAAAGUGAACCUACCAGAAGGUUAUUAUGGAAACGGGUUCAUACUAGGGUGCGCCGAGAGUACUGUAAAGGACUUAUUGGAGGGUAACCUGCACCAUGGUGUGAAGGUGGUGCAGGAAGCCAAGGCAAGGGUGAAUGACAAUGAGUGCGUAAGGUCAAUGGUUGAUUUGUUGGAGGACAAGAUGGUAAAAACAGAUCUUUCAACUAGCUUUGUCAUAUCUCAGUGGUCAAAAUUGGGGUUGGAAGAGGUUGAUUUUGGAGAGGGGAAACCUUUGCAUAUGGGUCCUUUAACAAGUGAUAUUUACUGCUUGUUUUUACCAGUAAUCGGUGAUGCUAAUGCUGUGAGAGUGCUUGUGUCCGUGCCUGAUACUAUGGUGGAUAAUUUUCAGCAUCUCAUGAAAGAAUGUGGAGAUGUUAAGAAUGGGUAUCAAAAUACAUUCUUAUGAAAUGCUCCGGUUUGCUUUUUAUUUUUUUUUUUAUAUUCUUUUUUUUCCAGCUUUUAUCCCCUCCCUCUUAGCUAGUCUUAAUAUUA
Messenger RNA from Gastrolobium bilobum, 1454 nucleotides. RefSeq names its product alcohol acyltransferase 9-like. NCBI's taxonomy places the organism in Eukaryota, Viridiplantae, Streptophyta, Magnoliopsida, Fabales, Fabaceae. The transcript has 2 exons. Gene Ontology annotation, molecular function: acyltransferase activity, transferring groups other than amino-acyl groups. Bases 37 to 1368 code for a protein of 443 amino acids. The record is from RefSeq and is a predicted model, not a curated record.